Molecule: messenger RNA, 1222 nt
Organism: Xenia sp. Carnegie-2017
Lineage: Eukaryota; Metazoa; Cnidaria; Anthozoa; Malacalcyonacea; Xeniidae
Product: tropomyosin-like
Exons: 1
Coding region: 162-896 (244 amino acids)
Biological process (GO): muscle contraction; actin filament organization
Cellular component (GO): actin filament
Molecular function (GO): actin filament binding
Source: RefSeq, a predicted model, not a curated record
UUUAUACGUAACUCCUGGUUGAUUGGUGAGUGCUUGGGAAGGCUGUGCCUUUGUUAUUAUUAACCAUUAUAACUUCUCGUAGAGUGAGUAGAUUUGCUGCGUAGAAUAUUCAACCGGUUGAAAUUGUAAAUUUAAGUCUUUAUAGGAACGAGAACGCAAAUAUGAGUAAGACACGAGCGACUGAAACCAUAAAGCAGAGGAUAAACGAGUAUCGAACGAAAAUUGAUGAAGCAAUUGAGAUUGAAGAAGAUUGUAAGGCAAAGCUUGAGCAUGCCAAAGAAAGGCAGACAAACAGUGAGACAGAAGCCAGAUCUUUGCGAAAUCGUGUGGAAUUUAUAAAAGCAGAAAUACGUCGGGUGAAUAAGAAGAAAAGCGAAACUGAGAGUCAACUCGAGCAGCACGAUGCUCGAUCCGAAAAGUCAGAAAGCAAUCGCAAAAUUCUCGAGGAGAAAGAGGAACAAGGGUAUGAAAAGACAAGAGAGAUUGAAGAUAUGGCAAAAGAUAUGAAAUUCACUGUAGAAGAGAAAGAGAAUCUUUUCAAAGAAGCCACAUUGCGCGAGAAAAAGCUCCUGGCUGAUCUGAAACGCGCCGACGCGAAGUUGAAUCAAGCAAUGGCUAAGUUGAAUGAAUUAGAAAGCAAACACGAAGACAUUGUGACCACAACUAGUUCGUUGGAAGGAAACGUGAAUACGCUGCAGGAAAAAGAGGAUGAGUUCACUGAGAAAAUUAAUUUCUUGAAUGAUCAAAUUAAACAAGUGACAGCGUUGGAGGAGGAAAAAAAUUCCACUGUGAAAGCAAGCGAACGAAUCAUAGAGAGGUUGAAAUGUGACAUUGGUGUCAUGAAAGAUAAACUCUCAGAAGUCGAGAAACAAUUUAAUGAACUUGAUGCUGUCUAAUCUAACAUUUUGGGCAAAUCAAUUGAGAAUAUUUGGACUGAUAUGUGAUUGUUGUUGUUUGAAUCUUUGAAUGUAGACUUUCCGUUCUAACAAGUCUACGUUUUUCAUCGUUUAGAUAGCUAUAGUUUAGGAAAAAUUUAUACGGUUAAAUCUUUAUUAUUACAAUACCAUACACUCAAUUAGAUAGCUACAUUUAGUACAUCUGAUCAAAUAACUUUGAAGUCAACAUUGAACACUCUCAAAUAUUUUGAAAUCAUAAUUAGCGGCAUUUUUUUGUACUAUUAUCAAUUUAAUUAUACAAAAUAAAUCGACAUGAAAAUUUAAAA